Penicillium argentinense is the source of this 1722-nucleotide messenger RNA. RefSeq names its product transcription factor TFIIIB subunit BDP1. Gene Ontology annotation, biological process: RNA polymerase III preinitiation complex assembly. The coding region runs from base 1 to 1722 and encodes 573 amino acids. NCBI's taxonomy places the organism in Eukaryota, Fungi, Ascomycota, Eurotiomycetes, Eurotiales, Aspergillaceae. Gene Ontology annotation, cellular component: transcription factor TFIIIB complex. Gene Ontology annotation, molecular function: TFIIIC-class transcription factor complex binding. The record is from RefSeq and is a predicted model, not a curated record. The transcript has 2 exons.
AUGAAGGCCUUCUCGAGUUCUGUUAUUAACAAAUCGGGCAAAAAGUUCGCCCCCAAGGCGCCUCCCCGCCGCGGCGCGCCGGGUGCGCCUGCUAGGCGGCCCAGCGCAACUCAGCAGGUCCAGGCGCAAACUGCACAAGCUGUUCAGCAUGAGCGAGAGGCGAUAGGACCUGUUGCGUCCCCUGCGAUCUCAUCUGCGGAGCCGGAGCAAUCGGCGAUCACCGAAUCAACCCCGCUCGUCGCGUCCUCGCAGGAAAAGACCCAACCUCCGGCCACCUCGAAGUCGGCCACAGCCAUUCCAAUCCCUCGCCCAAAACCUAGAGCUUCUGCGACACACAAAUCGACCAUUACUCCUAUACCCGCUCCAGAUAUCUCCCGAUCCCCCCGAACUUCGGCCACCGAGCCUCAAAUCGAAUCUGGAAUAGUUCCUUCCAUCGAAGAGGAUGCCGAGCCAUCCACGCGCCGUGGUGCACCCCCAGCACCUACACACACCUCUGAUGCUACCUUGAAUGAACAGCCUUCUCCCCGCUCGAGUGCUACCCAACCCGUUGCUGCUCCGCCUGCGCCCUCCUUCAGGACAAUUGAAUAUCAGCCGAAUCGACCACCAGUCCCGGACAUUUCCAAGCCACGCCAAAGACGUCGCUCUCAUAUCAGCAUUGCUGCUACUACAGUUGAUGGAACCGAAGCCCCGGGCGUUUCUGUGACGCCGUCAACACCAGACCCGAGUCAAGCAGGUGCCAAGGGCAAAAGGCGACAGCGGUCGGAGGCCGAUGGAGCGGGCAAACCAAAGCGACCUCGUCGCCGAAAGCGCGAGCCUACACCGGAAGACGCUGAAACGGUAGAAAUCGUGCCGAAUGUUGUCAAAAUGUCAGAUCUCUGCAAAGACUUGAAGACUGGACGGAAGUCGAAGCGUGAGGUCGAAUUACGGCGACUAGAAGUUGAGGAAUUGGAGCAUAAAUUGAAGGCUCAGGAAGAAGGCUCAAACAAUGCAACUCCCAAGAAGAGCAAAGAAGCUGAGGCCGAGGCGGCUCGGAAGGAGAGGGAACAACUUCUCGAACCCAAGGGCCCAGCAGCGGGCCCUGUCAUGCGCAUCGUCAAUGGAGAGAUUGUUCUUGAUGCUACGUCACUUGAGGUGGAUCGCCAUGCUGAUGCAGCACGGAACGCAGGCGAACUGGAAGACGUGGUGGAAAAUCAACUCACCCGCAAGGUCAACCAGUCUACAUAUGGCAAACGCUCUAAGACUGAGAGCUGGGACGAUGAGAUGACGGAUCUGUUCUACCGCGGCUUGCGCAUGUUUGGCACAGACUUCGGGAUUAUCAGCAACCUAUUCCCUGGCCGCUCCCGUCGCCAGAUCAAGCUGAAGUUCAACAGUGAGGAGCGCAAGUAUCCGGAGCGCAUUAGAGAUACGCUUCUGGGUCCUCGCGAAGUCAUCGAUGCCGAUUCCUACUCCGCACUGACAAACCAAACCCUUGACGAUCCGAAGAUUGUCCAGAAGGAACUGGAUGAGGAGAAGAGCGCCAUGGAGGAGCAACAUGCCAAGGAGAAGCAGUUGCAAGAAGAAAUGAUGCGCAACCCGAACGGUGCAGGCGCUGAAGAAGAACCCAAGAAUGAAAAGGGCAAGGCCAAAGGCAAAUCACGCAACAGCAAGAAGCAAGCUGCUCUGAAUGCCGCUGGUGGGACUGAGGAAGUCCUGGGAUCCAUCGACGAGAUUCCAGCAUUCUGA